This is a messenger RNA of Xiphophorus couchianus (Monterrey platyfish), 2311 nucleotides long. RefSeq names its product DET1 and DDB1 associated 1 (gene dda1). Lineage: Eukaryota; Metazoa; Chordata; Actinopteri; Cyprinodontiformes; Poeciliidae. Gene Ontology annotation, cellular component: Cul4-RING E3 ubiquitin ligase complex. The coding region runs from base 327 to 638 and encodes 103 amino acids. The record is from RefSeq and is a predicted model, not a curated record. The transcript is spliced from 5 exons. Gene Ontology annotation, biological process: positive regulation of proteasomal ubiquitin-dependent protein catabolic process.
GCCAAGUAAACAUCCCUGCCAUUCAGCUAUCAUGUUAGCCGACGGAGUCAUAUGUAAAUAGCUUUACGAGCUUAUGGGAUGUCUGCUUGGAUUGAUUUGUUUUAUGAGUGUUGUAUCAUUUUUAGUUGACACCUGGAUAUAUAUCUAAAUAUAAUGGACACCAGAAGUUCUAUGUGAAGGUCGUUGCAGUGUUUUGCAGUAAAAUUCGUCAGGUUAGCUGCCUCGGUGGACUAGCCUGUUAGCUAUCGCGGCCAUAACGAGCAGCACAACAAACACCGAGUCGAGUCGGCGAGUCGACUUUAGACGUUAUUUCUGCCAUCGUCAUCAUGGAGAAGGCUGAUUUCUUAAAGGGACUUCCAGUCUACAAUAAAAGCAACUUCAGCAGGUUCCAUGCAGACUCAGUUUGUAAAGCAUCAAACCGAAGGCCGUCUGUUUACCUCCCAACCCGGGAAUACCCUUCUGAACAGAUUAUUGCAACAGAGAAAACUAACAUCCUCCUGCGCUACCUGCAUCAGCAGUGGGACAAAAAGCAGAAUGCAGCAAAGAAAAGGGAACAGGAACAAGGCGAGGGGGACAGCCCGGCACCGCCGAGGAAAAUCGCCAGGACAGACAGCCAAGAGAUGAAUGAUGACUCAUAAAGUGUGCGUGUGUUUGUGUGUGAGAGGAUGAAAUAGCAUGUGCACAUACAGGGUGUAGCCUAUGUGAACUGAUGAACACAGAAAGUUAGGUGAACCUGAAUAAAAAUACGUGGUAAUUUUGAAAAGAGGUGCACUGAUCAGGAUUUUCCUGGCUGACUGUGUUUAAGAUCGAGUCAAAAUCCAUCAUAAUGUUUUUAUUUUGGCUCUGAUAGACAUGUCGACUCCUCCUGGGGUGAGCCUGUACACCUGUAAGUGUUUGUAUGUGUGUUGCGCUGUGGAUGCGUGUCGUUCCGUUUGUGUGAAGCGGGUGAGUGUUAAAGUGUGUAGAGUUGAGAUGGAGACACACUGGACAGAAAAAGCUAUGUUUAAAAACUAAACCUGUGUAGAUCCGCUCUGAUCCACGUGAACGUUUUGUUACUCUGUUAAUUUUAUUACAACUUGUCGUUGUUGAGCUUCCUGCCAGCCGCAGUGCCCACUCGGUUUCACUGCCCACUUUUAACCACAUGGGGGCGCUUCAGCAUCUCUGAAAAUCCACAGAACCAAGAAUGCACUGUGACAAAGAGCACAAAGUAGAGCCAUUUCUUCCAAAAUCCUCCAUAAGAUGCGACUAUAUUCAUAUCUGUGUUUUAAUCUGGGACUUGUGCUCAUAGGAUUUAGGUUGAUUUGUCUGAGAUGCAUUUUCACACCUAGCAUCUCAGUGAUUAUGGCUAUAAAAAAUUUUAUUUUCUUAAAGGAAGAAAUUCAGACCCGUAAAGCACAGAUGGUAAAAAAAAAAAAAAAAUCUAAUUACAUGAAAGGAAAGAUGAUUUUUGUGUGUGUAAAUAGUUAACAUUACAAUUAAACAAGUUUGUGUUUUCCUAAAUAAAUAAAAACACCCAUGGAUGCGAUAGGAAAGGUAGCACCCUGAUGCCCAGUGGAUGUUCUCUGGCUUGCAUGUUGUUUUCACUACUGGAUGUUUUGUUACAGAACCGAAGGUAUCAGCCUAGCAGGGGUCUCAAACUCCAGGCCUCACGGGCCGCAGUCCUGCAGUUUUUAAAUGUGCCACAGGUACAAAACACUGGAAUGAAAUGACUUAACGACCUCCUCCUUGUGUAGAUCAGUUUUCCAGAAAAUUAAUGACCUAAUUAUUCUGUUCAGGUGUGGUGCAGCAGAGGCACAUCUAAAAGUUGCAGGACUGCGGCCCUCGAGGACUGGAGUUUGAGACGCCUGGCCUAGAGGCCUUACAACUCGUCAUCGUGGUCCGAAUCCCUUUAGCUGCCCCGGCUUGGAUACGUUCUGCAUCUUCCAGUCUCGGAAGGUUUUUUUAAGUUUGAGAUCUGGCAUGAAUUAUCACAGAGUGGGAUUUAAAAGGGAUAUUUUAGCGUUUUCAGCCACAGAAUGCACAUGGAGCAUGGGAAGCAGCGUACUUACUUUCAGUUUGUUCUGGGGUCAUAAACCGCUACACUGCGAUGAAGCUUCUUGUUAUCACUGCCCAGCAGAGUCACGUCAAAGCCUGAUGUUUUAACAGCCGAUGCAGCAGUGUAGAUAUCCUUUUUUUUUUUUAAAUCAUAAAAACAUGACAUGCUUCUGCUCUGAUAGACUGUUCAGCUCCACCUUAGGCCUUGCUUCCAUACUGUGUGUUUGAUCAGAUGUUCCUUUAAACUUUGCUCAAAUAAAGCUUCACUGAAACUAGA